GAAGAUCUAUCACUGAGCAUGCGUGUGUUUAUGUUUACAACAUGGCGUCUCAGCUAUUUGACUCCGACAGUGAAGAUGAAUUACCUCCAGGAUGGGAGGAGCGAGUAACUACAGACGGCAAAGUGUAUUACGCUAAUCAUGAAACAAAAAAUACACAAUGGAAGCAUCCAGUCACUGGCAAGAAAAAAGUCGUCAAAGGAGAUUUGCCGUUUGGAUGGGAAAAAAAUAUAACGGAAGAUGGAACAGUAUUUUAUGUUGAUCAUGUCAAUCAGAAAACUACAUAUACUGACCCCCGACUGGCAUUCGCUGAAGAAGUUAAAGAUAAUCCAAUGGAUUUCAGGCAAAAGUUUGAUGGAAGUAGUACUGCUCUGCAAGUUCUUCAUGGACGAGACUUGACUGGAAGGUUUGCUUUGAUCACUGGAGCCAAUUGUGGCAUUGGAUUUGAAACAGCGAGAUCAUUGGCAAUCCAUGGUGCAACUGUAAUCAUGGCAUGUCGCAAUCUAUUGGCUGCUCAUGAAGCUAGAGCCAAGAUUUUACAGGAGCAAGCCUCUGCUAAAGUAGAGGUCAUGCAUUUAGAUUUAACUUCUCUAAUGAGUGUCAGAAAGAUGGCAGAGGAGUAUGAAGAGAAGGCAUGGCCACUCCAUAUCCUGAUAUUAAAUGCUGGUGUGUUUGGAGCUGGCUAUACUCUGACAGAGGACAAUUUAGAGAUGACAUUCCAAGUGAACCACCUGUCUCAUUUUUAUCUGACCAAGUUGUUAGUCAACACCUUGAUGAAGUCAGCUCCUGCUCGUGUUGUGGUUGUGUCCAGCGAGUCCCACUGAUUCAGUGAUUUGAAAGAAUCCAACAUGUGCCAAGAGAAACUCUCUCCUAAGGUCAACAGUUUCUGGCACAUGGGGGCCUACAAUAAUUCUAAACUGUGCAAUAUUUUAUUUGCUAAUGAGCUGAACUACAGGCUGUCUCCUCAUGGCAUUGUGGCCAACUCUGUCCAUCCUGGCAACAUGAUGAGCUCUAGUAUCACUCGCUACUGGUGGUUCUAUAGGCUGAUUUUUACCCUAGUCAGGCCAUUUACAAAGUCCAUGCAACAAGGGGCAGCGACCACUGUGUACUGUGCUGUGGCAGAAGAACUGAACAACGUGGGAGGUCUUUACUUUAAUAACUGCUGUCAAUGUCAGCCCUCCAAACAGGCAGACAGUAAAAUCCUGGCCGUUUCCUUGUGGACACUAAGUGAGCAGAUAUUGAACAAAAAGUUGAAGCUGGCUAAACCAAGGGUCAAAGAAGCACUCUGAUGACUGAUUCAAACUUGAGUCAGCUAGCCGUUUUAUCUCUGAUUUAUAUGUUGAUCUAGUGUCAGACCAUGGCAUCAUCAGUUGACAUUUGGUGAAACACGGACCAAAGAAAAUAAAAUCAAGUAUUACCAGAAAGAAUAUUUUAUUGGCUUUUAGAAAAUAAUAAUUGAGUGAAACUAAAAAUCUGUUUGUCAGUCAGAGAUGAGAAAACGUACACACAAGUCACUCUUAGGAAUUGUUUUAUAUUAUCUAUUUAUCUCAUUAUUUCUAAGGAUGUUAUUUCUUAUAAUACAUUUGACUUGCCUCAGAAGGAUGAGUUGAGGGUAUAAAGCUCAAACCAAAGUUAUGGGAAAAAAAAUUUUUGGUAGUUUGCUUAAAAAGUUAGAAGUAUAGUUGAAUCCGAUUAAUCGGACCAGACAUCUCUUCAGACCUAAUCCUAAAGUACUGAAACAAACAAACAAGUUUGAAGUUACAGUCAAAUAAAGGUCUGUUGAUGUUCUGAUCUUUGAGUAAAAGCUUUCUCUCUCAAUGCAGUCAGUUACAACACAGCCUUCUUGUUAAACUAAAGCACUUAGCAUUUUAGAUUUUCUUUUGACUUUAUACCUACUCUUUUCCUUUCACCUUUCUGGUGGUCUGAGGAAGUCUGCGAAAUGUCUUAAAUCUGAUGGUUAGUAUGAAGAAGUCUUGGCCUCUUAAUCUCAUGUAGACAAAGUCAUUUACAUUGGAAUACAAAGUAACUCCCCCCCCCCCCAAAUGUUUCUCAGUGCAGAUUUUUUCUUGCUCGUGUUUCUUAGAAAGUAAUUGAUAACUAGUAUAGCUGUAUAGUAACAUUGAGCUCUGAAGUUGCAUAUUUCACUGAGGAAACAAAUAGAUGUAUCCUAAACAGAAACCACCAACUAGCCAGUGCUGUAUGCUGUACAAAGAAGUGUCAUAUCCAAGUUAAAAACAAACAUGAAACCCUUUAUAUCAGGUCAAAAAUUGUUUGUGAUUUUGAAAAACUUAAUGCAAAAAUUAAAAUCUUACUCAUAUUGAGUGGAGAUGAUUCUUCCAGUUAAAAUUUUACAAAAAUAUAAAUAUGUGCGUUCAAAUAUUUAGAGAUUUAAAUAAUUCUAUCCACCUCAAAAAGGCAAUUGUUCUCAUGUCUGUUGAUAAUGCACAUGUUGGCUAAUGGUAAUGGAGGGCAGUAUUUUGUUUCAUUCUUUUGUUUUGAAAUAAGUUAAAAUAUUAUGGGUCAUUUAACAGGAAUUAUUUCAAUUAAAAAUAUGGUUUAAUUACACCUAAAGCUGUUAGUUCAAAUAAAUUAGAAUUUAUAUUUCAUUCAGAUACCGGUACUUAUCUAUUAUACUAUCUUACUUAUCCAGAUGACUAUUAACUAAUUAAGUUUUUUUUUUAAUAUCAAAAGUCUGAGACUGCAGCCAUAUUGAAACUCCUAAAUGCUCUUCAGUGAAAGCAAAUGUUAUAAAGGAAACAAAAAUCCAUUUGGAACUGAUGAAUGUGGUUAAAGGCCCCAAUCAAUGUUUGAAAUUGUUUUAUACUGCAAGAAAUAGAAAGAUACACUUUGCACUUUAAAUUAAGUUUCAACAAUUAUUUUUUUUUACCCUACAAUGUUAGUGUGAAAAUACUAACUACCCAAACCAGUACGCAGAUUAAAUUUCAAACAGAAUAUGUUUUUACUCAUCUGUAAAUGUUUGCUGUCAAUUUUUGUUUCCUAUUCAGGAUUCACUAAUGUAUUGGCUUGUUUUCAUACAAAAUUCCCCUGUUAAAUCUCAUGUGAAGUUGUUGUCUUGAUCGUGCAAGUGCAGUCAUAGAAGUUUUCAGGUCACUGUGUAAAAAGCCUAAAUACAAUGGAAGUUCAUACAAAAUAUUUAUCCACUUCAAAGCUUGUCUGAGUUCACGUCUGCUUUGUAACUCACUAAGUAAACUAACAGCUUGUAAAUCAAAAGUUUGGAUCAAUCAUUUAUCAGUUUUUGUUUUUUGUUGCUUCUGACUUGAAAAUUGUGUCAUUAACUCCCUAAAAUGUGAAAUAUUGUGUGUAAAACAAAAAGCAAACAACAAAUUAGUCUGAGAAUGAGUCACAAGCCAAACUCUAGAUCUUUCACUUCCUGAACAUUUUCUGAACAUUUUGUUGUUGUAUGAAUGUUGAUUCUUUCAACGAAGAUAUUUACAAAUGAAUGUAAAUUUCAUUGGCUUUUCAUUGUUUGAUAACAAUUGUAUAUGAAGCUAAGCAUGUAGUUUCAGAUUCAAAGUUUGUUGGUUGUGAUUUGAACAAAUAAAGUGUUCUCAAUGUUGGCAGAAUUGAAUUCCAGUCCAUGACAAAGAUAAUAAUGUAAUAUUUGUCAGUUUUUAUGUUUUUUUAAAAUGAUGUACAUUUAUUUAAAAGGCUGUGUCUUUGAAAAUGAGAUGUUUAUUCAGAAUAAAUUAUGUUGUUUUAGAAGAAUGUGUGUCUAUUUAGAAUGAGGUAUGUCUAUUUAGAAUGAGUUUUAUCUAUUAAGAAUGAGGUAUGUCUAUUUAGCAUGAGUUUUAUCUAUUUAGAAUACAGUAUGACUAUUUAGAAUGAGGUAUAUCUGUUAAGAAUGAGGUAAAUCUAUGUAGAAUGAGGUAUAUGAGUUUUGGUUGAUGUAUGUCUAAAUGUUAUUUCUUAAACUUAAAACAAGAAAAAAAGGCAAUACAAUUUUAAAAAAUCUGAUGUAAAUUAAUUUAGUUGAAUGAUUAUUAAUACAUUAUGAAUCUGAUUGGCACUCGUGUAGCUCUUCAUUGUUGCAGGCCUAAAAACAAAUUUAUUUAUUGAUAACUGUCUAUUUUAUGAUGACUAGAAAUACAUUCUAAUAAAAUACUUGACACAAAGUCUUAGAAAAUUA
Molecule: messenger RNA, 4144 nt
Organism: Biomphalaria glabrata
Lineage: Eukaryota; Metazoa; Mollusca; Gastropoda; Planorbidae
Product: WW domain-containing oxidoreductase-like
Exons: 8
Coding region: 42-821 (259 amino acids)
Molecular function (GO): protein binding
Source: RefSeq, a predicted model, not a curated record